GGUGCAUUUGACCCACUUCGAGCGAUCGGUAAGAUAGCCAAACGUUAUAAUCUCUGGUUUCAUAUUGAUGGUUCUUGGGGUGGAAAUUUAAUAUUUUCUGAGAAAAGACGUUAUUGGCUGGAUGGAUCAGAAUUGGCUGAUACAUUUACAUUAAAUCCGCAUAAAAUGCUCGGCACACCAUUACUGUGUUCUUUUCUUUUGGCUCGUGAUCGUCAAAUUUUUGUACAAUCGAAUGCACUAGGAGCUGGAUAUCUUUUUCAUGGGAAUGAGUAUGAUUUAGGAGAUGGUGCUGUAGGAUGUGGAAGACGACCUGAUGCUGUGAAAUUAUUUUUAGGAUGGAAAUUUUACGGGAUGGAAGGAUAUAAGGAGAGAAUCGAACACGCUUUCAAAAUGGCACAUUAUUUAACGUCAUUAUUAAUAAACCAUCAUCGUUUUCGACUUGUUUUAUCUCCACCACCCACGCUACAAAUAUGUUUCUGGUACAUUCCAAAAGAUUUUCCCUUAGAACUUGAACACACAGACUAUGACACGUACAAACAAAAAAUAACAGCAAUCACUAAAGAAAUUCACCAACGCGUUUCUCAAACCGGAAAAUUUAUGAUUGAUUAUGCACCGAUGAAAUUGGCGGCUCGUGAAUUGCCCGUGUUUUUUCGUGUGGUAGUUAAUGCGCCUACAAUUAAUGAACAACAUUUAGAAGAAUUGAUAGAUGAGAUCGAAUCAAAAGGAGAAGAAGUAUUGGAGUGGUUGAAGAAUAGAGAGGAGGAUGAAGUAAUGGGUGAUCCUACUGC
This is a messenger RNA of Ambispora leptoticha, 788 nucleotides long. The record is from the annotation of a GenBank genome assembly. Lineage: Eukaryota; Fungi; Glomeromycota; Glomeromycetes; Archaeosporales; Ambisporaceae.